GUGUAUGUAGGAAGUGUCUGUUCCUGACCUACUGGUUUCUAUUCCUCUGUAUAAAUCGUAUGGAUUAAUAUAGUUUUAUUCACUUUAUUACUCUCUCCGGCUGCUAAAUAAGUUGUGUCGCGAUUUAAUUUGCAUUUCUUCAGUUGCUGAAAAUCUGUCAAAGAAUUACUUUGAUUUUAUGUGAAAUAACUGCAAUAAUGGCAAACAUUUGUCAAAUUAAAAAAGUUGCAGAUUUAGUCUCAGAAGCUUGUCGUGUGUAUCGGGGCACAUUUGGUGAAGAUGCUAAUGUCGCGGUUUGCGCCCCAGGACGGGUGAAUUUAAUCGGAGAACACACAGAUUAUAAUGAAGGAUUUGUCCUCCCUAUGGCCUUGCCGAUGGUGACGGUCAUGGUGGGCAGUAAAACGUCUGGCCAGAAGUGCAGUGUUUUAACUCUGACUGAAGCUGCUGAUGAGCCCCGGCUGGUGGACUUUGAUCUCCCCAAUGAACUGACCCCUCUUUUAAGAGGGCAGCCAAACUGGGCCAAUUAUGUAAAGGGAGUUGUACAGCACUACAGAGCACAGCCCAUUCCUGGCUUUAGAGCUGUAAUAGCGAGUAGUGUGCCACUAGGAGGCGGACUGUCCAGCUCUGCCUCACUGGAAGUGGCUGUGUACACUUUUCUGCAGCAGUUGUGUCCAGAUGAUGGAGAUCAGAUAGCAAAGGCAGUGGCCUGUCAGCAGGCUGAACACACUCAUGCUGCGGUGCCCUGCGGCAUCAUGGACCAGUUUGUGUCUGUUUUGGGUAAAGAGGGCCACGCAUUGCUGAUUGACUGCAGAUCUUUGGAGGCCACUGCUGUCCCUUUAGCUGACCCUGGACUUGUAAUCUUGAUCACUAACUCAAAUGUUAGACAUUCGCUCACAGGCAGUGAGUAUCCCACCAGACGAAAACAAUGUGAGGAAGCAGCAGCCAUUUUGGGCAAGAAAAGUCUAAGAGAGGCUAAUUUGCAGGACUUGGAGGCUGCCAAGGAUAGAUUGGACGGUGUGACAUACAGACGGGCACGUCAUGUGAUUGAGGAGAUCGAACGCACAGCUCAAGCUGCUGAAGCACUGAAGCAAGGGGAUUACAAAGAGUUUGGGAGGCUGAUGGUGGAGAGCCACAAUUCUCUGAGGGAUAAUUACGAGGUCAGCUGUCCAGAGUUAGAUGAGCUGGUGUCUGCAGCGCUGGAGGUUGACGGAGUGUUUGGGAGUCGGAUGACAGGGGGAGGCUUCGGUGGAUGCACGGUUACUUUGCUUCAGGCUCAUGCCACGGAGAGCGCAGUGAAACACAUUCAGGAGAAAUACCAAGGAUCUCCCACUUUCUUUAUAACUACCCCAUCAGAAGGAGCUCGAGCUCUCAAUUUAUGAUUUAUUUCAGUACCAAAACUGAUUUUUUUUACUUGAAGUAUAAUUUAAAUUGACUGUCAUUUACAUUCAUAUCAUUAAUCAACACACUAAUCCAAAUAAAUUUUCUCUAAUCAAUGACAAA
Molecule: messenger RNA, 1500 nt
Organism: Danio rerio (zebrafish)
Lineage: Eukaryota; Metazoa; Chordata; Actinopteri; Cypriniformes; Danionidae
Gene: galk1
Product: galactokinase 1
Biological process (GO): carbohydrate phosphorylation; beta-D-galactose catabolic process via UDP-galactose, Leloir pathway; galactose metabolic process
Cellular component (GO): cytoplasm
Molecular function (GO): kinase activity; ATP binding; galactokinase activity
Source: RefSeq, marked provisional